GACCCCGCCGCGAGGCGCGCCACACGUCGCCGCUCCGCCUCGCUGCCUCGCAGUGCCCCGUCGUGUCUCGUCACACUAAGUGCCUUCGAAAAACACGUGCCUUAAAACACGACCACUCCAUAAAAAAUAUUAAAAUAAUAAACUCGAUUUAAAUACAAUAUUUUCGCGUGGGAAUUGGAUUGUAUCGAACUAAACCUGUCUAUUCUGAUUGUUUACAAAUACAAAUCCGUUGGUAACGCGCGUGUCGGCACGCUUUCUGGUGUAAGUAGUGCAGUGGGUGCAUUCCUGUGCGUGUUGGCUGGUGGGAGCGAUGUGGUAGUGGCAUGGGAGCUGUCAGGGAACUCCGCAAAGGCGAGAUGGCGCGAUCUCCACGCAGGAUAACCGCGCACCGUCGCAGCCGCAGCCGGUCUCGGGAACUCUCACGACUGCGGACGCAACUCAACGGAAAAGGCUCAAUUCAACCGAAUGGUGAUUGGAUGACGAUCUCGGCCCGCUCCCCCGACAAGGAGCCGUCGCCGCCCAAGCAGAUCAACUUCGCCGAGCCAUUGGUAGCGUCCGUGCGAGUGUACCUGGCACAUGAGCUGCCCGCCAAGCAGCUAGCACUGCCGGCCCCGCCGCCAGCGCUGCCCGAGCCCGAACCCGCCGAGCCCCCGCACUGCGAUGUCGACAUAGCCACUCACACGGCGCGCGAAGAUAUCAAGGGCAUCAAUUUCGAGGCGCGCCUCAAACGGAAUGACCUCAACAACAACGCGUCGCGGCAGCAACUAGGAGAGUCCCGCACAACCGACAUGCCCAGCCAGGCCGAGCUCAUGCAGCGGCAGCCGCUGCUGUCGCGCACCGCCAAGGCGGACGCCCCGCAGCCCACUACGGACGAGUCAGACCCUGACCAGGAGCACUCGCCGCAACGCUCGCACGCUGGCGAGUUCAUAGUAGAGAUCCCGGCAGGCACUGUGCGAGAAGAACGCUACCCUAAAGAGAUAUGGAAGACUAUUAUGUCAUUCUUUUUCCUAUUCAUCUGUGUAUGCAUCAACAUGAUGUCGUUAUCACUAGUGCACGAACGUUUACCCGAUCGUGAUACAACUGCGCCCCUCAAUGACAUAGUGCUUGACAACGUGGAAGCGCGUGACUGGGGGUUGGAAGUCUCCGAAUACAUGAUUAUGGUCUCGACAACAGUAGCGAUGCUCGUCGUUGUGUUUCACAAGCACCGCUUCAUCGUGUCGCGUCGCUUGUUCUUCAUCAUCGGUCUUCUGUACCUGUACCGUUCCGUCACCAUGUUCGUCACGGUACUGCCGGUAUCGAGCAAGACAUACUACUGCAGUCCCAAGAGCCCCAACGCGACGGCCUUACUCAUCAUCCAGCGAACGUUCUACCUCAUAUCGGGCUUCGGUCUAUCAAUCAACGGAAAGCACACGUACUGCGGUGACUACAUCUACUCCGGGCAUACGAUGGUGCUUGUGCUAAGCUACUUGAUUGUGGCAGAGUAUUCGCCGCGGAAGUUGUGGCCCGUGCACUGGGCUAUGUGGGGCACAGCGCUGCUGGGAGUGUCGUUCGUGUUGCUGGCGCACGGACACUACACGGUGGACGUAGUGAUCGCGUACUACGUGACGACUCGGCUGUUCUGGACGUUCCACUCGCUGCUGGUGACGCCGCACCGCAGUGGCAACGGGUACAACCACUACAUGAUCCAGCGGGAGUGGUGGUACUGGCUGUUCACGUACCUGGAGCGCAACGUGCGCGGGCCGGUGCCGCGGCGCUACGACUGGCCACUGCCGUGGCCGCGCACGAAGCUCUUCAGCCGACUCAGCUAGUGACGCGCGCCGCCGCCGCCGCCCCAGCGUGUAUGACGCUCACCUUCUGCGAGUGCCGCUUCAGCACCUGCAGCUCCUUGGGGCUGGUGCGCGUGCAGAUGGCCAGUGUGAGCGUGUAGUCGAACUGGUGCACGAUGAGGUUCAGGUACACAGUCUCCUCCCAGUCGAUCUCCGGGUCGCCGAUGGGCAGCUUUUUCGAAUCCUUACGGAAUACUUCCACAUCGGUCUGCGAACAAACGGCCCAAGAGUCACAAUGCGGGAAGACAUGAUAUUUGGCUGUGCUAGCACUAUCGAACUUACGCGACAGACAGUGAACGUGCAUGUGAAAUGUGAUAAUAUAAUGGGCGAGCGCCAUCUCGUCGAUUGAACUAAACUGUUCUACUUAUAUGGACGACCUCGAAUGCCUUUACUGUUGUAUAGAGUUAUAAGAUUUGAUUUCAUUGGUCAUGAUACAAUAAUCGAUCAAUUAGUCGACUGUUGAUAGAAAUUUUGUUUUUGUAAAUUGUAUAUUUUAUAAGUGGUUAUUGAACAAUGUCGAGUCUAACUAAGAACAUACAUCCUAGUUAUUUAUUUACAAAUGUACUGUGAUCAGAUCCGUGUGUGCAGUAUGUGAGUGAGUGGUGCGUGUUGCGUGUGAGCGAGUGCAAGAGAGCCGGCGCGCCCCGGCACGUCUCGAACAAGUUCAUCAUAGUACAUAGUUGUUGUAAUAGCAGCCUAUUGUAAGAAAUAAUAUUUUUAUAUUGUUUAAAAAUAAAAAGUACAUAACUGUUGUUAAUGCAUAAUUUUUGUAUUUCCAAAGAUAUGUAUAGAAUGUUUGUAUCUUUCAUCCAAAUGGUGCUAAACUAGACAUUUAAAUGGACACUUUGAUUUCAAUUCCAAUUAAUUAUGCACCAAGAGUAAUUCUGAGAGUCGACAUAAUUAUGUCAGCAUAGUCACAAAUCGUACUAAUCUAGUGUGAUUUCGUAGUAAAGGUUCAUUAGUUUUGCAUUUUGGGAACAUAAAAUGCACAAAACGAUUGAAAAAGUAGGAAUAUGUAGGUAGCUAGUAUUUUUAUACUUAUUUAAUGGAGGAUUUAAUAAGCAGGUAACGAUUUUGUAACAACAGUAUAAAAUUACAUAUCUUUUGUAAUUCUGUUAGGAAUGGAACCAAAGCGAAACAAAAUCAUUUUUGUACAAUUUGAAACAAUUUCUAUCAUUACACACAUUGUCCGCAAACUAUUACAUUUAUAUUGAUUAUGAACUUGAACAGAUAUUUUGUAUAUGCCUUUGUGCAUUGAGGAUUUUCAUAUUGAUUAACCAAUAACUUGACUGUAGCAGCCGAAAGCGGACUAAUAAUAAUCAUUUUAUAAUCAAAUGAACAAAAUAAUAUCGAUUUUCUGCUGUUUUACUCAACAUCGUGUCGCUAAUAUCUUCAGGUGACGUUUCUGACGACGUGUUGUCGUUUGGCCUCUGGUUAUACGAGGUUUCAUUGUCUUGAUAACGUCAGACUUACCUCGUACUUGGGCAGGUAUCGCGAAGAGCCCUUGACAUGUCGCUUUCUGACGAAGAACAGCAGGUCGUCGCAGUCGAUGGCCUGCUCCUCUUGGAAUAGGAAGUGACGCACGAACAAGUCUGUCCAAUAUGUCGUCCCUUGGAGCACUACGAAACCUGAUUCUGUGAAUUUAUAAAUAUGAAUUCAAUCUAAAUCAUUGUUUAUUUCUUUCAAAAUAGAUUACAAAGAUUUAUAUUUGUUUAAGUAAAUAGCGUAGAAUUGUCAAGUGCCUUCAUAGUCCCGAGACAAAGAAUUGUAUGCUGACAGUUUGUAAGGCCUGCUUAGUUUUUAGAUCAAAUUAAUGAUAGUGGUGCUAAUUCCUGUAAAUACCAUCUAAUUUUAUUUUAAGUUAUAUCUGUCCUUUUCUUAUCCGCCGAAAAGGAAAGGGACGGGUAAUCGACAAGCAUAAAAUUUAUGGAACACACGUCAAUUUUAAGCACAAAUCUAAACCAACCGUCUAAAAAUUUUACGUCAGUCAAUAACCCGACACAUUAAUUUACUCAUUCUUCCUAAAAUUAAGAGCUGUGAAUCAUCCGUCCCUUUCCUUUUCGACGGAUACGAAAAUGACGGAUAUAACCUAAAAUAAAAUUAGGCGGUGUCUGCAGGAAUCGGGGCCAUUGUUGUAACAUUUUAUGCAGAAUCUAUUGUUGUAAAUUAUUUUGAUCUUUUAUUUUGGAUAUAGGUUUAUUUUGUUGUGUUUUGGGGCAAAGUUAGUGAAUUAAUGAAAUCUAAAUUGAUAUUAAUGGUAUCAAAGUUUAAGAUUUUUUCUACAAAGACUUUGGAUGCCAAACUUGAAUGUACAAUAACUUAUUAAGUAACUAGUUUAACUGCAUUUUGAUCGCAUAAAUUAUUACUUUUACUACAUGAGCAGUAGAUUGUAUUCGUGAUUAUGUUUGGUUCUUGCUACUAUGUUGUUGUUCUAUUUAUCAGCUUAGUAGUAACACAAUGUCGCCUUUUUGUAACUAUAAUCUCGCAUAAGUAUAUUAUGAUUACAGCAGAAACAGAAUCUCAAAAGUAUUAUCAGCUGUACAUAUUCAUAGCUUUUGUGUACCCAUUGCCUUAUAUAUAUAAUGUAAGAAGUUGCCUAAUAGAUUUUUGUAUGUCCACAUGUUAUUAUAAGAUUAUUUUUUUGGGAAUUUCUGCCCUUGUGUAUUGUAUGUUAGCUGUGUUCUCUCUUGUACAUAUACUGGAUAUAUAUAGUUAUUAUAAUUUAUAUAACCAAAAGAAGCCCCAAUACGAAAUGAAAUUUCUUUAGUUACCUGCCUGCUUUAAAUAUUGCUCAAAAUUAUUGUAAUCAGAAAUAAUGCCACUAAAUAUAAAAUCAUUUUUCUAUAUGUAUCCAAUCUGCCAUAUUGAAUGGUACAUGUACCUAGUUGACUACUGAGGCUUGUUGAGAGUUCAAAUGUUUAAUGAUGAUGCCACAUUCCGAAUUUGUGACGCGUUCCUUUUAUAUAAAAGAAAAAGAUGUAUGGAAAUAUAACAGUUAAUACUUGAAACAAUGCAAAAUGUUUACACCAACACUGUUGUACAUUAAAAUUCAUUAAAUGUUUUCUUAGA
Messenger RNA from Pectinophora gossypiella (pink bollworm), 4895 nucleotides. Its product is annotated as phosphatidylcholine:ceramide cholinephosphotransferase 2-like. Gene Ontology annotation, molecular function: sphingomyelin synthase activity; ceramide cholinephosphotransferase activity. The transcript has 2 exons. Lineage: Eukaryota; Metazoa; Arthropoda; Insecta; Lepidoptera; Gelechiidae. Gene Ontology annotation, cellular component: Golgi membrane; endoplasmic reticulum membrane. The record is from RefSeq and is a predicted model, not a curated record. Gene Ontology annotation, biological process: ceramide biosynthetic process; sphingomyelin biosynthetic process. Bases 324 to 1808 code for a protein of 494 amino acids.